AAGUCUUUUGUCUGCAAGCAGAAGGGACGUGGUUCUGUAAAGUAACACAACGUUCUACUGUAUUUUCCCCACAUAACAACUGUAAUCUUGUGCAAACUAAGUACCAGUCACGCUGUUUCCAAGUCAGAGCAAAAGGCUUUUCACUUCUGUGUGUCCGUUGUCAGUUCUGUGUAAAGCUCUGUUGGCGUUGAGAAGGAACCGGAAGGUUCCACUGAUCCUUCAAGCUGAGCAUGAGCCAGACUGCAGACACAUCUAAUGAUGCUCCCAGUGCAGAAGUGCCCGCACCAGUGGCGGCCCCAGCAGCACCAGCAGCUCCAGCACCACCAGCAGCACCAGCAGCAGCAGCACCAGCAGCAGCAGGAGCAAAGCUGGCGACCACCGCAGGAAAGAAGCAGAACAAGAAGAAGGUGGAGGAAGUGGUAGAGGAGGAGGAGGAGGAAUAUGUGGUGGAGAAGGUCCUGGACCGCCGCGUGGUGAAGGGACGCGUGGAGUACCUGCUCAAGUGGAAGGGCUUCUCGGACGAGGACAACACGUGGGAGCCCGAGGACAACCUGGAUUGCCCAGACCUCAUCGCCGAGUUCCUGCAGUCCCAGAAGUCUGCGCACGAGGAGAAGAAGGAGGGCGGCAAGAGGAAAACGGGCGAGUCCGACAGCGACGUGGGCGGAGAGGAGAGCAGGCCCAAGAAGAGGAAAGAUGAGGCAGAGAAGCCCAGAGGUUUUGCCAGAGGACUGGACCCAGAGCGCAUCAUUGGUGCCACAGACUCCAGUGGAGAGCUCAUGUUCCUCAUGAAAUGGAGAAACUCGGAUGAGGCAGACCUGGUACCAGCGAAGGAGGCCAAUGUCAAGUGUCCGCAGGUGGUCAUAUCCUUCUACGAGGAGCGACUGACAUGGCACUCCUACCCCACUGAGGAGGAGGAGAAGAAGGACGACAAAAACUGAAGGGUAGCGGAAGGGAUUGGGGAGGGGAGGACGGGAGGACGGGAGGAUGUUGGGUUCCGACAGGUGAGGCCCGGGGAUUGGCCGUUUUUAGAUUAUUUUCUUUUAAGUUCUCCUUAUUUUGCUGCUGAAAGAUCCUGGACUUUUUGGAAGCCGGUGUGGUUGUGUGAGCAAACCGAUCUGGGGUGAGCGGUUUUGAGAGCGGAUUCGUGACCGAUGAGGAGGGAUGUGACCAAGAGGCUUCUCAGCAGUUCCUUCAUUUCUGCUUUGGAUUAUGGGAAAUGUAGUUUUCACUCACAGGGGCUGCGUUGGCUCUCUCUCUCUCUCUCUCUCUGAAUGUGAGUGGAUGGCGUUAUCAACAGACUGGUUUAUGAAAAAAAUAUUGUGUGAGUAUACAACUUUAUGAACUAUUUCAGACGAAUCCUCUAUUUAGUCAAUAGAGGUCCGGACUGCAAGAUUGUAGCAGUCAUGUCCAGUAGUUUCAGUGUUGGUAAGUUGGUCAUUUUAGCGUUUCAAUUGCCCUUGUCUUUCUUGUUCCCCUUAAUGUGGCUUUCACUCCAUGUUAUCAUGUGAUAUGUAAUUGCAUGUGUUUUUACCAAGGCUAAUGGAGCCUCUUCUGAGAGUCGUAAGCAAGAGGAACAAUAUCUACCCCUCUUCUUUCCAUUUUUAAUUUGCCAUUUUAAUGCGGUGCAUUGGUACACAACGAGUUCAAAUGAAACCCAGUGAUCUUUGAGUUAUCUUGUAGCUGCUGACUAAAUGGUCAGCCUUUGGAGGAGAGAACUACAUUUCCCAUAGCCCCCUAGAAACUCCUUAACAGUUAGUGUUUAUUCUAACAUAUCAUUUUUAAAGUGGUUAGGGGAGGGUGAGGAAUGGUCAAGUACAUGUUUGUAGCGAUAACAAGAAGAGAUUAAUUAGAGAUCAUUGGGUGGGUUUGGAGGAGGGAGGGAGGGAGUGAGGGAGGGGGGGGGGGUCAAAGAAAGUAUAUAUUCUAAAUCGACAACAGAAGGACACUGCCAUAGUUUAGUGUAACCUAAUGCACAUUCAUGUAUCAGUGUCCGGCAGGUGUACUUUGCUGUCAAGGCCAAUCAGAUUGAAGUGGCCUUUGCCCCUCAUUCUGUUCAUCAUGUUUCGAGUUAGCCAAUGUUACAACGCUGAAUGUAGAGUGAUGUGAUGUGAACUGCAGGACACAAAAAUGCAAGCAAGCAAACAAACAAAAAAGAAGAAAAAAAAAAAAAACAGUGACCCUGGGUACCCACAUUGUCCGGGUUGAGAGGUUCGGUCCAAUCAGCGCUUAAAGCUUCAACGGUCGUUAUCAUGGUUUUAUAGUACAGUUUAAUGUGCCUCAUGUUGAAACGAUCAGUAAAUGGCACAGACAUUCGCUGCGGAUGGUAUUCAGUGACAUUCCGAACUAUGGCAAGUGCGAACCCAUUGGACAUUUGUGUGGGGGAAUUGACAUUCAGGACAUUGUAAACACCCAUUCCAGCAAGCAGGCCACAGAGAUGCUCUUGUGAAGUCUUUUUUGUUUUGCUACAAGCUUUCUUCCAGUGCUUUAGUGCUGCUUUAUCGUAAACCCUUUUGUUUUUCUGUUAUAAAAAAAACAUGCAUGUUACUACUCUUCAUUGUCAAUGUUUUUAGGGGUUACUGUAUUUUGUUUUGAGUUUUGCAAAAUAAACCCUAAUUUUUAAGAAA
This is a messenger RNA of Sardina pilchardus (European sardine), 2624 nucleotides long. It is a transcript of the gene cbx1a, whose product is annotated as chromobox homolog 1a (HP1 beta homolog Drosophila). The transcript is spliced from 6 exons. Gene Ontology annotation, molecular function: chromatin binding. Bases 231 to 938 code for a protein of 235 amino acids. NCBI's taxonomy places the organism in Eukaryota, Metazoa, Chordata, Actinopteri, Clupeiformes, Clupeidae. Gene Ontology annotation, cellular component: pericentric heterochromatin; nucleus. The record is from RefSeq and is a predicted model, not a curated record. Gene Ontology annotation, biological process: chromatin organization; negative regulation of transcription by RNA polymerase II.